UUUGUCCUUGGUUUGAACCAACUUUUUUGUUCAGCAAUGCCGCAAUCGGAACACGAUCAUCAUGUCGCCAGUUGGACGAUGACGACGGGCGACGGGAAAUCUGCCCAUGCAGCAGUUCACGCUCCUCACUCGAGCAGCGCUAGCCACCACGUCGAGCCUUCAACUCAUCACGAGCAGCCUCAACAACAUCACCAGAGCCAGCACGAGCAACACCAGCUGCGCCCGCAUCCGCACGAGUCACAAGAAAGGCACCAUGAGAAGGCAGAGACCAUGGAGCAAGACCAACGCAAAGAAAAAGCGCACGUACACAAACGCAACGCCGAUACGCUCGCUGCAAGUGACGAGGCGCUUGAGCGUGCCGCGAAAAUCAUCGAGGCCAGUGGCGGUGCCGAAGACCGUCGUAUCACACGCGCCCAGGCGGCCAAGGCGCUGCGCAGUGGAACGACGCCGGAUGCGCCUACUGCGCAAAUGGGGACGCGGACCUCAGCUUCCUCCACCGCCUCCAUGCGCGCGUCCAAGCCCAAAGCUGCGACAAAGACGAAACCGGGCGCACACAAAGAUGAACGGGCACCCAAGCGCACAGAGAAAGGCAAAAAGGCACCCAAGAAGGCGAGCAAGACGGGGGCGAAAACAAAGAAGAACGCCGACGCCGCCCAGCAAGCCGUGUCCGAAGACAAAGCCGAGGAACGCGAGGAGCAUGAUGACAGCGGUGAUGCUUCAACGCCUGUGGUCUUGCAGGGAUCGGUGGAAAAGGAGCGCUCUCACGAUGAUGCCGAGAUCGGCGCCAAGACCGACAGUGCUACAGCAGGAAGCUCGACCCCUUUGCUCACCGACUCUGACCCUUCAACUUUGGAUCCAGCAACCAUGGACACUACUCACGCCUUGGAAUCCGUGAGCGCGAGCGGUGGCCAUGAUCGAACUUCCACCGCAACCGAGGCGGCAGCGUCCACGAGUGCUGACAACACCACCAAGAAGGACGAGCUCGAUGUGCACAACAGAAACGCCGUCCAAGCCAUGACCAUGAAUCAGCACCAGCACAGCGCGAUGCGUACCAGUGAAGAGGCACCUAAGGCUCGCAACCUGGAGCAUGGGCGGAUUUUCUUCUUCUACCGCCCAAAGGUGAUGCUGUCGGAGGCGCAGGGCAUGGACGACGUCCAGCGCUUCCACAUUUUACUCUGCCCCGAGACUGGAUCUCUGGCCACCGCCGCAACGGCUGACAUGAGUACUCACAAGACCGUCAAGCGCGUCAUCAACGUGGGUCGCAAGCACCUGCCCAACAUUGGCAAGCACGAGACAGUGUGGGCAUUUGUGAGCAAAGCGUCCGUUGAGCUGUCCGAGGUAGAAGCGGUGCUCGAGAAGGAGCAGUACUCCACCAAAACAAUAGGCGAGCGCACUGUCGAAGGCGAGCGUCCGGCAGGCGAGGGUGUGUACGCGUUGGUCGACGUUCACGGCCACUCGCAUCUCGUGUACAGUUUGCAACUGCCGCGCGACCUCGGUGAUGUUCAGCAUUCCUUCAACAUUGGAGAAGAAGGGUCCUUCCUCAUGCAGGUGCGCAACCCCUUCUUCCAACCCACGGACGCUGCUCUCGAGCGAGCGGGCAGUCAACGCUUGGGCCUGAGCGACGAGGACAAAGUCGCCUAUCCUCAGCAGCUCAUCGACAAGUUUGAAGGCAAACGCUGGGCUCCCGUCCGCGACACUCGUAUGCUGGACUUUGACAAUGUCGAGCUCUUGUUGAUUGGCGCGCACGAAGAUGUCGCUGCUUCGUUGGGUGCACACGGGCAAGCCAUUGUCGAUGCCUCCAAAGUUCGCGUGAAUCCUCGCCAAGUCCUGCAAGAGCUAGGACUCCAGCCUCGCGAGCACCCCAUCGCACCUGUGCUUACCGGCGAUUGGAAGUGAAGCCCCGAAAAGAAAUAAAGAGGGGGGGGGAAAUUUGGCGACGGUGUUUAUACUGUGUUGUUGUCGAAGUUGUCGUCGAAGGUGUCGUCGAAGGUGUCGUCGUUGUUGUUCAUGUGCUUUGAAGGUGGUGUGGCUUGAAAUAUGGCGCCCCAAAAGAAGGGAAAUACAUCGGCAUGCAUGAAUGGCGAAAUUGCAAAACAAAAAAAGUGGAUUGUGUCAACAAGACAUUGUAGACAAUUGAAAGAUAGAGAGAGAGAGA
Molecule: messenger RNA, 2155 nt
Organism: Capsaspora owczarzaki ATCC 30864
Lineage: Eukaryota; Filasterea; Ministeriida; Capsasporidae
Exons: 2
Coding region: 37-1896 (619 amino acids)
Source: RefSeq, a predicted model, not a curated record